Messenger RNA from Paramecium tetraurelia, 840 nucleotides. RefSeq lists its product as uncharacterized. Lineage: Eukaryota; Ciliophora; Oligohymenophorea; Peniculida; Parameciidae. The transcript has 2 exons. The record is from RefSeq and is a predicted model, not a curated record.
AUGAGUUUCUAAAGACCACCAACGUCCACAACCAGAGACGUUUCUUCAAGUAUUUUUGGAUAAAGUCACUCAGAGUGGCAUACUCCGAAUAAAGACUUGGAUUGGAAUCAGGAAAAAUAUAUGAGAUAAUUGAAUGAGAUCAUAAUUGAACAGAGUGAAUCUCCAAUUCAAGAGAAACAACAAUAAAAUUAAACUUAGCAAUAUUAGUAGAUAACUUUUGCUGAAAUAAUCCAAGCAUUUAGAUUAAAUGAAAGUUAUUAUUAAGUUCGCAACAAAUCUAAAUGCUCUUGCUUUGGUUUUUCAUCUAGUGUAUCAACAACUGAUUAGGUUAAAUAAAAGUUCAUUCAAUUAGGAAUGGAUUAGUUAAAUCUUAAAAAUGAAUAUCAUAGAAAUACUGUCUAUUCUAUACAUUGUCUACUUAAUAAUACUGAAAAGGCUAAUGAAAACCAGUUAAAGAUGAUGACAAAAUACACUACAAAGUAUUUUUAAUUGAUGCAAUUUCUAUCCUGUCUAGAAUUUGAAACCCCACAAUUUUAAUUAUUGUAUAAGGAAUCAGGCGAAUUAAUAAUAGAGUUAGUAAUGUAUGUUGGGGAAAUGGUAUUCGAAUAAUUAUUGAGUAAUAAAUUAAACAAAUUAAUCUAAAAGGAGUCAUCUCAUUUACUAAUUAAUGUACUCAGAAAUUAUUAGACCAGUCUCAUUUUCCAUAUAUACAAAGAAAUUAAAAUAUCAAAUCCUCCACUUCAACUUUUAAUAAAACAAUAUGAAAAAUCUGAUCCUCAUUUAUCUUACAAUUGGUAUAUCAAAUAGAAAUAACUUAAUAAUAAUCUAUUCUCAGAUUGA